UCUUCAUUUCAAACAAUAGAAAGAAAAUAUGGUGGUAAACGCAUUUAUGCUCCAACGCAAAUAUCCUCAGUUGCAAGUCAACGAUAUCAACAAACUUAUUGACCAGUUUAGCGAAAUCGACCUUGAUCAAGAUGGUUAUCUUGACCAAAAGGAAAUUCAAAAGGCUUGUAAAGAAACUGGUUACAGUGAUAAUUAUGAUGAAAUUCGUGCUACUUUAAAAGACGUUGUGACAAAUGCUUCUGGUAAAAUUGAUGUAGAAGAAUUUAUUGAGCUUGCAGCCAAGCUAAAAGACGGCCGUAACAAGGGAGCAUUUGAUGUCCACCAAAACAAGAUCAAGGUACACGGUACCAAUGCCAACACAACACACACAAUCAACGAUGAUGAACGUACUGAAUUCACAAGACAUAUUAACGGUGUUCUCGCUGGUGAUCGCCACAUUGGCUCUCGUUUGCCUAUUCCUACAAACACAAUGCAACUAUUUGACGAAUGCAGAGAUGGUCUCAUUUUGUGUAAAUUGAUCAACGAUGCUGUGCCUGAUACUAUUGAUGAACGUGUCUUGAACGCUGGCAAAAAAAUCAACAGUUUCCAAAUGGUAGAAAACAACAACAUUGUUAUUAACUCUGCUAAAGCCAUUGGUUGUUCUGUUGUCAAUAUCGGCUCCACUGAUAUCAUUGAAGGUCGUGAACAUUUGAUUUUGGGUUUGAUUUGGCAGAUUAUCAAGCGUGGUCUUUUGAGUAAGAUUGAUAUCAAGCAACACCCUGAAUUGUAUCGUCUUUUGGAAGAUGGUGAAACACUAGAUGAUUUGUUGAAGCUUCCUCCUGAUCAAAUCUUGUUGAGAUGGUUCAAUUACCACUUAAAGGCUGCUGGUUGGGAAAGAAGAGUCAACAAUUUCUCCAAGGAUGUAGCUGAUGGUGAAAACUAUACUGUCUUGUUAAACCAACUUAAGCCUGAAUCUUGCUCUCGUGCUCCUCUUCAAGAACGCGAUGUGCUUCGUAGAGCUGAAAUGAUUUUGGACAAUGCUGAAAAGAUCAAUUGCCGUAAAUACUUGACUCCUACUGCUUUGGUUGCCGGUAAUCCCAAGUUGAAUUUGGCCUUUGUUGCUCAUCUCUUCAACACUCACCCUGGUUUGGAACCUUUGUCUGAAGAAGAAGCUCCUGAGAUUGAAGAAUUUGAUGCUGAAGGCGAACGUGAAGCUAGAAUGUUUACUCUCUGGCUCAACAGUUUGAAUGUUGAACCUGGUGUUUACAACUUGUUUGAAGAUUUACAAGAUGGUUUGGUCUUGUUACAAGCCUUUGAAAAGGUUGCCCCUGGUAUUGUUCAAUGGCGUGCUGUCAGCAAGAAACAACCUCUUUCUCGCUUCAAGCAAAUUGAAAACUGUAACUAUGUUGUCUCUCUCGGUCAGCAAUUACACUUUUCUCUUGUUGGUAUUCAAGGUUCUGAUAUUGUGGAUGGUCAGAGAACAUUGACUUUAGGUCUUACAUGGCAAUUGAUGCGUGAAAACGUUGUUCAUACGUUGCAAUCCCUCAACAAAAACGGUCGUUCGAUUUCUGAUCAAGAUUUGAUCCGUUGGGCUAAUGACACUGUUCAACGUGGAGGCAAAACCUCAAAGAUGCAGUCCUUCAAGGAUCCUUCUCUUAGCACAGGUAUCUUCUUCUUGGAUGUCUUGAAUGGUAUCAAACCUGGCUAUGUUGAUUACAGCCUUGUCACUCCUGGUAGAACAGAAGAGGAUGCUUUCAACAAUGCUAAGCUGGCUAUUUCUAUUGCUCGUAAGUUGGGUGCCACUAUCUUUUUAGUGCCUGAAGAUAUUGUUGAAGUGAGACCUAAAAUGAACUUGACCUUUAUUGGUAGCUUAAUGCAAGUUGAUAAGGACAUCAAUCAUGCAUAAAUCACCUCUCUCUCUCUUUUUUUUUUUCUUUUAUACAGUGUACGAUCUAAAUAGCAUAUAAUCUCGUAAAUAAAUGACUCUUCCAUCCCCUUUUCUUUCUUUUGCAUAAAGAAUGGUUGUAGAUCACUGUAAAAAAAA
Messenger RNA from Gilbertella persicaria, 2023 nucleotides. Its product is annotated as fimbrin. The transcript has 6 exons. Gene Ontology annotation, biological process: actin filament bundle assembly; actin filament network formation. The coding region runs from base 29 to 1885 and encodes 618 amino acids. The record is from RefSeq and is a predicted model, not a curated record. Gene Ontology annotation, molecular function: actin filament binding; calcium ion binding. Lineage: Eukaryota; Fungi; Mucoromycota; Mucoromycetes; Mucorales; Choanephoraceae. Gene Ontology annotation, cellular component: actin filament bundle; cytoplasm; actin filament.